Mya arenaria is the source of this 988-nucleotide messenger RNA. RefSeq names its product gamma-glutamylcyclotransferase-like. The coding region runs from base 98 to 721 and encodes 207 amino acids. The record is from RefSeq and is a predicted model, not a curated record. NCBI's taxonomy places the organism in Eukaryota, Metazoa, Mollusca, Bivalvia, Myida, Myidae. Gene Ontology annotation, molecular function: gamma-glutamylcyclotransferase activity. The transcript is spliced from 3 exons.
UAUAUUAAGCUGCUAGGUUUACGUGACAGUAACUUGUUUACUGUAGAAGGAUUAACGUUUUUUAGAAUAUUGGGUGAACAUUUACAUAAUUCAGAGAAUGUCAACAUUUUAUUAUUUUGCUUUCGGAAGUAACUUGUUGAAGGAGUGUUUCCAGUUGGCAAAUCCAAGUGCUAUCUUCAUUAGCACAGCAAAACUAAAGGACCAUGCCUUAGCUUUUAACAGUAUCGGUAUGGAUACGCGGUCAAGUCUGUGGAAAGGAGGUGCAGCCACCAUUGUAGAUCGCCCUGAACAGGAAGUAUGGGGCUGCGUGUGGAGACUGGACACCAAACACAGGGAAUCACUCGAUAAGCAGGAGUUUUGUUACCGUGUGAAAGAUGUGGAUGUGGUUACCCCUGACAAUGCAAAGUUCACGUGCAUUACCUACUUCCUACCCGACCACUACUUCGACUUGAAAGAGUUCGACCACCGACCUUCUCCAAUGUACCUUGAUGUGAUCAUCCGAGGAGCAAGACAACACAAGCUACCGGACACCUAUCUGCAAGCGCUAGAGUCAAUCGAACACAACGGUCAUCACGAUAAUGAGCUGGAAAUUUAUGUCAGUAUUUUGAAACUAUUGCCGGACGAAAACCAGUCUGUUCAGUCGACCAAGGAAAUCGAUGAUAACCACCACCAUCUCAGUGUUUUGGACCACAAAGCGACGAUGUCAUUCUUUCAGGAAUAGGACAGCCAUUGGAUAAAUAAUUAUAUAAUAGUUGACUGGCACUCGCAAAUGUGAUAAUGUAGUGUUAUAAAGGUAAUAUAGUUACAUUUCACACAUCUGCGUUGACAUGAAGAACUAUUUAAAAGUUGAAGACGUUUUAGUGCUUUACAUUGUAUGCUUAAGAUAGUACCGCAACGGUUUCAAACUGUGUACAAAGGCAAAGUUAUUUAUUUCAUUUGAUGUGACAUUAAAUUUGAUGCCUUCACCUUAAUAAAAAAUCUAACAGAA